AAUAACAGGCCGGCGGAAGUGACGCAGGCGAGUUUUUUUUCGGUUCGGUGGCCGGUAGAUGUUUCUAGAUCGGAGUCUUACGGUGGGGGAAGAACCGGGGCUGCAGCUGAUCGAGUUGGUGGGGUAAACAGGCACACGGAGCCGAGAGGUUUCUUUCCAGUGGGAUUGGAAGAUUUGAGCAGAAGGAAAGUACACAUGAAAAUUGAUUGAAAACCUGGUCAGAGGAUUUUCCAUCUUGAAGAAAUAAAUCGUUAAAGAUGGUGGAUUACUACCAGGUAUUGGGAGUACACAAAAAUGCCUCUCCAGAUGAAAUUAAAAAAUCAUACCGUAAGCUGGCACUGAAAUGGCACCCUGAUAAGAAUCCUGACAACAAGGAAGAGGCAGAGUCUAAAUUUAAACAACUUUCAGAAGCAUAUGAAGUUCUUUCUGAUUCCUCAAAACGUAACAUCUAUGACCGAUACGGUAAAGAAGGUUUGACUAAUGCUGGUGGAGGUGGACAGUAUGGCGAAGGCUUCGACUUUGGCUUCACAUUCCGCAAUCCUGAAGAUGUUUUUAGGGAAUUCUUUGGAGGCAGGGAUCCCUUUGCAGAUUUCUUCAUGGAUGAUCCCUUUGAUGAUUUCUUUGGAAAUCGACGAGGUAGACGAGGGGUUGAAAGAAGCAGGGGUGGCGGAGGGUCAUUCUUUUCUCCUUUUGGUGGAUUUCCUGCAUUUGAUCCUGGUUUUACUUCAUUCAGUUCAUUUGGUAACCUUGGAACGGCAUCAUUCUCCUCUUCUUCAUUUGGAGGUGGUGGAAUGGGUAACUUUCGAUCGGUAUCGACAUCUACCAAGUUUGUUAACGGCAGGAAAAUCACCACUAAGAGGAUUGUAGAAAACGGCCAAGAAAGAGUGGAAGUAGAGGAAGAUGGUCAAUUAAAAUCUUUAACAAUAAAUGGAGUUGAAGAUGAACAUGCCUUAGCAACAGAGCUUAGACAGCGAGGACAACAGGCCUUACCAGGUCAUUCAUCUUACAACCGUUCUUCACGGCAGCAUUCCACGUCCUACCCGAAAUACGAUUACCAGUAUCGUGUUGAAGAGGAAGAGGAUGUCGGAUCGCCAGCAAUGGCCUACAGUGUCCCUGAGGAGGGAGCCAUUUCCAGUCCAGCAGGUCAAAAAGAAGGAGGGAAGCGGAGGAAGCAGCGGCAUAGGGAAGAACUGAAGAAGAAAAAGACAGCAAAAGUGAAGCAUUAAUUGUAAGGUGCAGUGGAUGAUCUUUGAACUCCAGCAGAAAACAAUUAUAUUUCAUGUUAAUUGAUAUAGCUUUACAGGAUGUGAAUUAAACAUGACACAGCAUGUCAGUGUUUCUAUUUUUGUGAUUUUUUUUAAUAGCUUUGUGAAGUAGCAGAAUGAUAAAUGUAUUGAUUCCGUGAUUUGGUACUUGCUUCUGGUGAUGCCAGAUCAUGGAAUCACCCCUGUGGUCUCCUAAAGUCUGAUAUGUCUUAGCCAGGGUUCAGGCAAAACUGUUAUGUGGCAAAUUAAUUUAGUAACAUUUCUAUAUUUAUUUGGUACAACAACAACAACUUGCAUUUGUAUAGCACCCAUAACAGAAAAACCUCCCUGAGGCAUUUCAUAGAGGCAUGAGGAAAAAUGGACACAGAACCAAAGAAGAGGACAUUUAGGUGGGCCUUAAGGAGGAAGUGGAGGGGUUCAGGGAGGGAAUUCCAGAGAAUAAGAUCUUGGCACCUGAAGGCACAAUUACCAUGUACAGGUCAAGGGAUGGGGAAAUUUGGAAGAGGCCAAAGUCAGAAGAUUAGAGAUUUUGAGGUUGGGGGAAUUCAUAAUUGGGGGAUGUUACAGGGAUAGGCAGGGACACAGACAUGGUGGGAUUUGAACGGAAGAAUUUUAAUAUUUGAGGACACUAGGAAUCAAUUGAGGUCAGUAAAGCCUGAGGGUGAUGGGCAAGCAGGUUUUGGUGUGGGAAAGCAGGAAUUUAGAUGAGCUUAACGUUUAUUGAAGUUGGGAAGUAGCCCGAGAGAUCAUUGGAGCAAUCAAGUCGUUUUUCCCAUUUUCCUUUCCAUUAGAUAGUCAUUGUAACAAACCCUUCUUCCAGUUAGAGUUUUGGAAUCAAAAACAGUUUCUAAAUUUGUGGUUGAGUAUUUAUUACUUGAAGGUGUGCGUCUUGGUGGGGUAGAGCAACAAAGGGAUAUCAGAGUACACAUAGACCAAUCACCAAAAGUCAUACUACAUUGCUAGCAAGCCCGUAAAAAAAAAAGACAAGCACCUGGCUUUAUUUCUAGAGAGAUAGAAUUGAGAAGUAGCAAAGUUAUGCUCAAUGUAUCGAACCCUGGUUAGACCAAAGUUAGAGUACUGCCAUUUUAUAAAAAGGAUAUGUGCACUGGAAAGGAUGCAAAGAAUAUUUACAAGGAUGAUACCAGAAGUAUGUGGGUAUACAUAUCAGGAAAGAGUGAAUAGGUUGUGACUGUUUUCUCUUGAAAAAAGAAGGCUGAGCGGUGACCUAACAGAGAUCUUCAAAAUUAUUAAAGUGUUUGAUAGAGGGGAUACAGACAGAAUGUUACCACUUAUGGGGAAGAACACAACUAGAGGCCAUUAAUGUAAGAUAGUCACCAAGAAAUCCAAUAGAGAAUUCAGAAUAAACUUCCUUACCCAAAGAGUGUGGAGAAUGCGUAACUCACUACCACAGGGAGUGGUUGAAGCAAAUAGUAUAGCUGCAUUUAAGGGGCGGGCUAGACAAGCAUAUGAGGAAGAAGGGAAUAGAGGGUUACCUUAUGCUGAUAGAUUCAGAUGUGGAAGGAUGGGAGGAGGCUUGAGAGGAGCACACACACUGGCAUGGAGGAAUUAGGCCUUAUAACCUAUGCAAACCUAUGUUAAUCCUUUGUAGUUCUGUCACUGGCUAGAGCGAUGGUAUUGUUGAGAGCAAUUUGUUCCGAUAUUAGAAGUAGAAACACAACAUUUAUGAUAUACUGGCACAAGUAUAAUUUUCCCUGUAGCACAUUGACACCACAAACACCAACAAAGACCCGACACAGAAGAUCCCUGACUUUGAUCUUCCACAAAGCUCAUUGACAACCUUAGACCACAUCUGCACAACUUUGGGAGACGUGGGUACUUGAUGCAUGAAUGGAAAGUUAAGAGCUCUCCAGUGUGUGGCUACAGUCACCCAGGGAAUUUUAUUCUCCCCACUAUACAUCCCAGUCUGCCACAUAAUUAAUCAUCUGUUGAUGUACCAGCAUGUGGAUAAUACAAAACUUUGGGCUCUCUCUCCACAAAUGCUGCCAGACGUGCUGAGUUUUUUGGGUUCUCCGGCCUGCUCUGCCCAUGACUUUAUUAUAACAUCAGAAAUCCUUUUUAUGUUAUGGGCCUGCUUCGAGUUUAAAAACGGAGUCAAUUCCUUUUGUUACUAGUUCACCCCAUUUCUAACUGCUGGCUUUGGUCACAGCAGCGCAACUGCACGGUUAGAAAGUUUGCACAGUGAAAUUGCUCAGAAAUUGUAUUCGACAUUCUGAUUUUCUCAUUCUGAUGGCGGAUUUUCCCUGAUCCAAGUGCGAGUAACUAAUAGUGUAAACAACAAUUCUGCAGCGAGAAUGUGAUACCUCUUCUAUUUCUUGCUGGGUCAUUGCAGCACAUGCCAGUGACCUACUCCCAGGUACCUACCAGUACACUUUGUAACCCACCACUGGGAAAUGUGCAAUCCUUAUCAAACUAUUUACAGCUUUUGAAAGUAGACAACAGCGUUUGUCCCAUUGACAUGCGUGAAAAGUGACUCACCUCGAUCAUCCACUGGGUUACCUUGUCAAGAACUGUCAAUGGUGAAUGGGUUGUAAUUAUUCUCUAAAUAAAGACUAAUUUAGACCUUCAA
Carcharodon carcharias (great white shark) is the source of this 3852-nucleotide messenger RNA. It is a transcript of the gene dnajb6b, whose product is annotated as DnaJ heat shock protein family (Hsp40) member B6b. The record is from RefSeq and is a predicted model, not a curated record. Gene Ontology annotation, biological process: positive regulation of proteasomal ubiquitin-dependent protein catabolic process; protein refolding. The transcript is spliced from 11 exons. The coding region runs from base 258 to 1226 and encodes 322 amino acids. Lineage: Eukaryota; Metazoa; Chordata; Chondrichthyes; Lamniformes; Lamnidae. Gene Ontology annotation, molecular function: Hsp70 protein binding; ATPase activator activity. Gene Ontology annotation, cellular component: cytosol; endoplasmic reticulum membrane.